CCACUCUCUUUCCUCACUCCACUUCUCUCCCUUCCUAUCUCUCUUUCUAUUCAGCUCACAUGGAUACUCUCACUCUCUUCUACUUCCUCGUCCUUGCCACAUCAGCAUAUGCAAUCUGGUUCUGGUUCCUGGCCAUGUCAUUAACCGGUCCAAAGGUCUGGCCGCUCCUCGGCAGCCUCCCCGGUCUGAUCUCGAACCGGUCCCGCAUGCACGACUGGAUCGCUUCCAAUCUCAAGAGAACCGCUUCUCUCACAUACCAGACCACGACGCUCGCACUCCCGUUCUUCGCACGCGGGCAGUGCCUCGUGACUGUCACGUGCAAUCCAAAAAACAUGGAGCACAUACUUCGCUCGCGAUUCGAUAACUACCCCAAGGGCCCCAUCUGGCAGGCCGCGUUCCACGAUCUCCUCGGUCAGGGAAUCUUCAAUAGCGAUGGAGAGACGUGGCUUACCCAACGGAAGACGGCUGCACUCGAGUUCACGACCCGCACGCUCCGCCAGGCCAUGGCCCGCUGGGUCAACCGCUCCAUUAAGCUGCGCCUGUGGCGCAUUUUAGCCAAGGCGUCUGACGAUAACGUCCACGUGGACCUGCAGGAUCUUCUCCUGCGCCUGACGUUUGAUAACAUCUGCGGUCUGACGUUUGGAAAAGACCCGGAGACGCUCUCGCCCGAGCUGCCCGACAACCGUUUCGCGUCCGCUUUCGACUCCGCCACUGAAUCGACCCUCCAGCGCAUGCUCUACCCCGAGUUCCUGUGGAGGCUGAAGAAGCUCCUCGGGUUCGGCACCGAAGCGACUUUGAAAAAGAGCAUCCAAGUUGUAGAUAAUUACAUGACAGAUGCCAUCACGGCCAGGAAGCAAGCGCCAUCAGACGACCUCCUCUCCCGCUUCUUUAAGAAACGUGAUAGUAACGGAAAUUCCUACCCCAGCUCCGUCCUCCGUCGCAUUGCUCUCAACUUCGUGCUCGCAGGCCGCGACACGUCAUCCGUCGCGCUCAGCUGGUUCUUCCACCUCAUCAUGAAAAAUCCACGUGUCGAGUCCAAGAUCCUCUCCGAAAUAUCAACGGUCCUGAAGGAGACACGUGGAGAGGACCGAUCUACGUGGAUCGAAGAGCCUUUGAACUUCGAGGAGCUGGAGAAGCUCAUCUACUUAAAAGCUGCUCUGGCCGAAACGCUACGGUUAUAUCCGUCCGUGCCGGAGGACUCGAAGUACGCCGUAUCCAGCGAUACGCUACCGGACGGGACGGUCGUGCCGGCUGGCUCGACGAUAACGUACUCCAUAUACUCGGUGGGGAGGAUGAAGGCAAUAUGGGGGGAGGAUUGUACGGAUUUUCGGCCGGAACGGUGGAUUUCGCUGUCGGGCGAUCGGUUCGAGAUGCCCAAGGACGGUUACACGUUCAUGGCGUUCAAUGGGGGGCCGAGGACGUGCCUGGGAAAGGACCUGGCAUACCUGCAGAUGAAGACGAUCGCAUCGUCCGUACUCCUGCGGCACCAGCUGGAGCCAGUCCCCGGUCACCGGGUGGAGCAGAAGAUGUCGCUGACGCUUUUCAUGAAGAACGGGCUGCGUGUGUACGUUAGUCGGAGGGAUCUCGCGACCGUCGGAUCGGGCGCCGCUUGUCAUUAGUCUUCGCGUUGGAGGGUAUUUUCGUAACUUUGGAAUCCGCGUCUUCCGCAUGCAUGCAUGCACGUGUGGUGGUGGUGUCUUUCGUUCCCUCCCGAGGGUGUUUUCGUCAUUUUACACUCAUGGGAUACUCGAGUCUUUUUCUCUCUGUUUGUCGUGUGUAUAAGAAUGCUUCAUUCAAAAAAAAAAAAAGAGGAUGUAAUUUUCUCCUUUUAAUUAUUUUUCUUUAUAAAUUAUGAUGAAAAAUGCUUCUAUAUCA
Molecule: messenger RNA, 1875 nt
Organism: Magnolia sinica
Lineage: Eukaryota; Viridiplantae; Streptophyta; Magnoliopsida; Magnoliales; Magnoliaceae
Product: cytochrome P450 86A1-like
Exons: 1
Coding region: 60-1619 (519 amino acids)
Molecular function (GO): monooxygenase activity; oxidoreductase activity, acting on paired donors, with incorporation or reduction of molecular oxygen; heme binding
Source: RefSeq, a predicted model, not a curated record